AUGCCCGUUGUUUUCGUCCGCCCGACCAAUCGGACGCGGCGUCUGGAUUCUACGGGAGCCGCAAUGGGCCCUUCGUGGCGGCAGCAGGACUCUCCGUUGCCGACCAUAACGCAUUGCGCAGGGUGCACCACCGCCCGGUCCUCCUGCGGCUUUAACGGCGCCGGCAUGGAUGCGCCGCGGCAGUUCCCGCAGCAGCAGAGCCCAUGCCUCCAGUGCAACAACUGCGCCUACUACGGGGCUGCUGCGGCAGCCACGGGGGAUAACCUGCCCCUGCUGCUCCGUGCCUCCUCGCCCCUCUCGGGCGCCUUCCGGACUCACUCUUCGCCUCUGUCCUCCGCCGCCUCCUCCCGGCAGGGCAGCCAACUGAACGUCAACGAGCUCACCCCUUCCAGUCAUGCCGGUUCAUCCAGGCAGCCUCACCAGUACCCUCAGUACCAACAGUGCCAUAACCUGCAGCAUCAGCAGCAAGCAGCCAGCCCCAGCAGCAGUCAACAACGCCGGGAGAGCAACCCCUUCACCGAAAUAGCCAUGAGCAGCUGCAGGUACAACGGCGGCGUCAUGCGACCGCUUAGCAACCUGAGCUCGUCCCGCAGGAACCUGCACGAACUGGACUCGGAGUCGCAGCCGCUCCAGCCGCCGCUCGCCAGCCCUGGCGCUUCCGCCAGCCCCGCCGCCCCGGAGAUCGUGGUCUCCAAGCCCGAGCACAACAACUCCAACAACUUGGCGCUCUACGGCUCCUCCGGUCCCGGCCCCGGCCCGGGCAACGCCAGCAACGGCGGGGGCAAGUCCAGCAAGAAAAAGAAUCAGAACAUUGGCUACAAGCUGGGGCACCGCCGGGCGCUCUUCGAAAAGCGCAAGCGCCUCAGCGACUACGCGCUCAUUUUCGGCAUGUUCGGUAUCGUCGUCAUGGUCAUCGAGACCGAGCUCUCCUGGGGCGCCUACACCAAGGAAUCACUGUAUUCUCUCGCUCUGAAAUGCCUUAUUAGCCUUUCCACAAUUAUCCUGCUCGGGCUUAUCAUCGUCUACCAUGCAAGGGAAAUCCAGUUGUUCAUGGUGGACAAUGGAGCAGAUGACUGGAGAAUAGCCAUGACUUAUGAGCGUAUUUUCUUUAUCUGCUUGGAAAUACUGGUGUGUGCUAUACAUCCCAUACCCGGGAACUAUACAUUCACAUGGACAGCCCGGCUUGCCUUUUCUUACGCUCCAUCCACAACAACAGCUGAUGUGGAUAUUAUUUUAUCUAUACCAAUGUUCUUAAGACUCUAUCUGAUUGCCAGAGUUAUGCUUUUGCAUAGCAAACUUUUCACUGAUGCCUCAUCUAGAAGCAUUGGAGCAUUAAAUAAGAUAAACUUCAACACCCGUUUUGUUAUGAAGACUCUAAUGACAAUAUGUCCAGGAACUGUACUGUUGGUUUUCAGUAUCUCGUUAUGGAUAAUUGCUGCAUGGACGGUCCGAGCUUGUGAAAGAUACCAUGAUCAACAGGAUGUUACUAGCAACUUCCUUGGAGCAAUGUGGUUGAUUUCAAUAACUUUUCUAUCCAUUGGAUAUGGUGACAUGGUACCUAAUACAUACUGUGGAAAAGGAGUCUGUUUACUCACUGGAAUCAUGGGUGCUGGGUGUACUGCACUGGUGGUAGCUGUGGUGGCAAGGAAGUUAGAACUUACCAAAGCUGAAAAACAUGUGCAUAAUUUCAUGAUGGACACCCAGCUAACUAAAAGAGUUAAAAAUGCAGCGGCCAAUGUACUCAGGGAAACAUGGUUAAUUUAUAAAAACACAAAGCUGGUUAAAAAGAUAGACCAUGCAAAAGUAAGGAAACACCAACGCAAAUUCUUGCAAGCUAUCCAUCAAUUAAGAAGUGUAAAAAUGGAACAAAGGAAAUUGAAUGAUCAAGCCAACACUUUGGUGGAUCUGGCAAAGACUCAAAACAUCAUGUAUGACAUGAUUUCUGACUUAAAUGAAAGAAGUGAAGAUUUUGAGAAGAGAAUUGUUACUCUGGAAACUAAACUGGAAACUUUAAUUGGUAGCAUUCAAGCUCUCCCUGGACUGAUUAGCCAGACAAUCAGCCAGCAACAAAGGGAUUUCCUCGAGGUUCAGAUACAAAAUUAUGAUAAGCAUGUUGCCUACAGUGCUGAGCGGUCACGAUCUUUGUCAAGAAGAAGGAGGUCAUCCUCCACAGCACCACCAACUUCAUCAGAGAGUAGCUAG
Molecule: messenger RNA, 2202 nt
Organism: Indicator indicator
Lineage: Eukaryota; Metazoa; Chordata; Aves; Piciformes; Indicatoridae
Gene: KCNN2
Product: potassium calcium-activated channel subfamily N member 2
Exons: 10
Coding region: 1-2202 (733 amino acids)
Biological process (GO): potassium ion transmembrane transport
Cellular component (GO): plasma membrane; neuronal cell body; neuron projection
Molecular function (GO): small conductance calcium-activated potassium channel activity; calmodulin binding
Source: RefSeq, a predicted model, not a curated record